Nasonia vitripennis (jewel wasp) is the source of this 1365-nucleotide messenger RNA. RefSeq names its product protein will die slowly (gene wds). The record is from RefSeq and is a predicted model, not a curated record. Lineage: Eukaryota; Metazoa; Arthropoda; Insecta; Hymenoptera; Pteromalidae. The transcript has 8 exons. Gene Ontology annotation, molecular function: histone binding. Gene Ontology annotation, cellular component: Set1C/COMPASS complex. Bases 156 to 1121 code for a protein of 321 amino acids.
UGUUUAGUAAGUAGUGCGCUGUGCGACUGUGCUGAAAAGACGCAUGCGGCGAGCGGCACCUCGGAGUGUAGCGUUUGCAGAUUGUGAUCAACUUUUUUAACGAGGUGUAUUGACUAUUUUAAUAAUAAAUUAGUCAGUAUUUUUCGAAUUCCAUCAUGCUAUCAUCACCGAACGCACCGUCAUCUGCUAAUAAGAACAGCUCAGCAGUGAAACCAACUUACACAUUAAAAUACACUUUGGCUGGCCAUACCAAAGCAGUUUCUUCUGUCAAAUUCAGUCCAAAUGGAGAAUGGUUGGCAAGUUCAUCUGCUGAUAAAUUGAUCAAAAUUUGGGGGUCAUACGAUGGAAAGUUUGAAAAAACUAUUGCAGGUCACAAAUUGGGUAUAUCUGAUGUAGCCUGGUCAAGUGAUAGCAGACUUUUAGUUUCUGCAUCAGACGAUAAAACUUUAAAAAUUUGGGAAUUAAGUUCGGGAAAAUGUUUAAAAACAUUGAAAGGUCAUAGUAACUACGUAUUCUGCUGUAAUUUUAAUCCUCAGUCUAAUCUUAUUGUAUCUGGAUCGUUUGAUGAAAGCGUAAGAAUAUGGGAUGUACGAACAGGAAAAUGUUUAAAAACUCUACCAGCACAUUCUGAUCCUGUUAGUGCAGUGCAUUUUAAUAGGGAUGGCUCUUUAAUAGUAUCCAGCAGUUAUGAUGGAUUAUGUCGGAUUUGGGAUACGGCAUCAGGACAGUGUUUAAAAACUCUAAUUGACGACGACAAUCCUCCAGUAUCAUUUGUAAAAUUCUCACCAAAUGGAAAAUAUAUUUUAGCUGCAACAUUAGAUAAUACUCUUAAACUGUGGGAUUACAGUAAAGGAAAAUGUUUAAAAACUUACACGGGGCAUAAAAAUGAAAAGUAUUGCAUUUUCGCAAACUUCUCUGUCACAGGUGGAAAGUGGAUUGUGUCUGGCUCAGAAGAUAACAUGGUGUAUAUUUGGAAUUUGCAAUCAAAAGAAAUAGUUCAAAAACUACAAGGUCACACAGAUGUAGUACUGUGUACAACGUGCCAUCCCACAGAUAAUAUCAUAGCAUCAGCAGCUUUAGAAAACGACAAAACCAUCAAAUUAUGGAAGAGUGACACGUAAAACGCUAUUUAUUUUAUUUUACAAAACUUGUAAAUGAAUUGAAUAUUUUUUGUACUCGUUAUUUUUUUUCUACAAAUUUAAUUUUAAUUUAGUUUUACACAUCGAUGGACUUUUCAUUGGAAAAGUUGCAUUCUUAAUUUAUAAAUAAAUGAUGGUUGCGAACGUAUACAUACAACAAUAAAUGUCCGACGAUGAAAAUAUAUUUAGGAAAAGCUAUGUGAAAUAAAUUUUUUUAUAAAUCAAA